AAUCAUAGAGCUCCAAUUUGGGAGAAAGAAGAAAGAAUCUUAAAGGGAUACCUUGCGGCAUCACAUGCUGUUGUCUCAGUCUCUUACAUCUUAGGAACAAGCAAAAAAAGAGACAAAACUCAUUUGACAAAAGCCUCUCCUCUCAAUGCCCGAACCAGGCAUCUCGCAAUUCACCUCAGUUUUCCGCGCCACCGACUCGUACCGCGUGAGGCGCUUCCGCCCAGCCGUCUCCUGCACGGCCUGUCAGCGGCGCAAGUCGAGAUGCGAUCGCCAGCAUCCAUGCGGCGCCUGCGAGAAGCGGAGCGUGGGCGAUGCCUGCUCUUACGGCUCGGCGCCUGUAUCGUCAGCGGCUGAUAACAGCAGGGCAGCCGGCGGCGGGAACAGUCGGCAGGAUGUCCAGCUCAAGCUCAGCCAGCUGGAGCAGAUGGUGAGGGGGCUGGCCGAGAAUCGCCUCGCAAAGGGGGAGUCAGCGCCGUUACAUGAUGGCCUGCGCUCUGGAGGAGGAUGCGAUGGUAAAGAGGAGUUGGAGACGGACUAUCACGGGGCUACUUCGUGGACGGCGCUGGUUGAGGGCAUUCGCGAUAUCCAGGACGUGCUGGCGGCGGAUCGAGAGCCCGACUAUGCUGAUGGCGUGGAGGCGACGGAGCCCGAGGUUGUGCUGGGAGACGUGCCGCCCAUCACCAUCAAGGGCGUCGUGGAGAGUCUGCCGUCGAGACAGGAGGCCGACAAGCUCGUCAUGGCGUAUUUCAGAGCAAAGUUCCUCGCCGUCAUCUUUGUCCAUACGCACCAGUUCAAGCGUCGGUACGAUGCCUUUUGGACGGAUCCCAAUUCGGCCGACUUUCUCUGGAUCAGCAUCCUGUUCUCCAUCCUCAGCAUCGGCACAAUGGUUGUAAACACAAAAGAGGCAGACGCCACGUCUUCCAGUUCGUCGACAUCGUCAUCGCCCUUGACGGUAGGGCCCGACUCGCGCUGCUACAUGAACAAGGCCGCCCAAUGCCUCGUCGCAGGGCAGUACUUCAAGGGGCGGCGCUUCUCCGUCGAGGCGCUCCUCAUGCACGCCCACUCGCGCAACGUCCAGAAGCUGGACUCGGACUCGUCGCUGUGGUCCCUGUACGGCCUCGCCGUGCGGCUGGCGCAGAGGCAAGGCUACCAUCGCGACGCGGCCAGGGUGUCGAGCAACAGGGCCAUGACGCCCUUUGAGGCGGAGAUGCGGCGCAGGACGUGGUUCGUGAUCCAGUCGACGGAUCUGCUCUUUUCGUUCCAGAACGGCAUGCCCCCCAUCAUCACCCAGGAUGUCUGCGACGUGGGCCAUCCCACGAAUCUCACCGACGACGACUUCGACGAGGAUGCCGAAUCGCUGCCGCCUCCUCGUCCACCAACAGACCCCAUCCCCGCCCUCGCAUGCAUCACAAAGUCAAUGCUCUGUCGAGUUAUGCGCCGUGUGGUGCGCCACGUCCUCGCCGUCACUCCAGCUCCCUAUGCCGACACGCUGUCUCUCGACCAAGAGCUUCGAGAGUGGCAUGCUUCCGUGCCAGCCUGCUUGCGCAAUCGCACCAUCCGCAACACGGCCUUUACAGAUGCCAAUUACACAAUCAUGCAUCGACUCAUGCUCGAACUCAUGUACCUCAAGAGCCUGUGUAUCCUCCACCGCCCACAUCUCACACUACACAAGCACGACGCCGAGUAUGACGCCUCGAGGCGGGUUUGCAGGGAGUCGGCGCUCACGAUCCUGGAAAUACAGGCAGAGCUUGAUAUUGAGACUGGGCCGGGAGGGAGAAUGUACAAAGAUAGGUUCAUGGUUUCGAGCCUAACGCUGCAUCAUUUCUUGCUUGCGGCAAUGAUCAUGUGUCUCGACCUAAGCGAGUCUACAGACACAAGCCCACAAGACAGAAUCAAGUGCAGAGCCACUCUCCGCACCGCCUAUUCCAUCUGGUCCGCCCGCCGCACCACCUCAGUCGACGCCCUCCACGCCUCCAGAGUGCUCGGCGCUAUUCUCAACCGCAUCGAUCCCCCAAAUAUCCUCGCCUCCACAAGCGCUUCCGCCCAAAUGACCAGCACGCCAAGCGUUCCUACAAUAUCAGAGGAAAUGAUGCUGCAGCAACCGUCAGCUCUCAACGGCGACGACAUCCAAGAUUAUAACGUCACAGACGACAUGUCAUUUGUAGAUGGCGCUGGCGAUGCUAUGCUCAGUUUUGAAGAAAUGUUUGACGAUACAAACAUGUUUGAUUGGGUUCGUAAAUUCCUUUCUCCCUCCUUUUACUACCUUGUUUUUUCUGUUCCCAAUCGGUAGAAUCUAACAUUCAGAUCUUUACCUUUUCCGCAAAUAGGGUUCUUUCGACCAGUAUAUUCAGUCCGACUCCAGAUCAUGGAGACAAUUCUUCUCCGACACCAGCUUAUAGCCCGUAUUAUAUACUAUUAACCCAAGGAAUAGCUGAAACAGUAAAGAAGAGGCACAGAAGUCCUCCGAGUCGUAUAUUUAAAAACAAUAUACAAGGUCAGUACUCUCAUCUGUCUACGAGAAGGAAUGAGAAGAAAUAAAUCCACCGUAAUAGACUGUCAAGCAGAACAACGUCUCCAAAAAGAAAAGUAGGAAAGUGAAACAUAUUUAAAAGAAAAUAAUAAUAAGAAUAACAAAAAAAAAAAAACUCAGAGCUUGCUUAUAUGCUCCCUCAGGC
This is a messenger RNA of Trichoderma atroviride IMI 206040, 2675 nucleotides long. Lineage: Eukaryota; Fungi; Ascomycota; Sordariomycetes; Hypocreales; Hypocreaceae. The record is from RefSeq and is a predicted model, not a curated record.